AAACAUUAUAGAUUUGUCAUUUAUAUCUAUUAACCAAUUUAUUUUUAUUGAAUUCAUAUUAUUGAUAGUUCCAACUGAGAGGGAUUGUUAGUGAUUAAAAAGUUCAUUUUAAUCUAAAGACAAGUACAUUAAAUUGUCAACAUUCAGUCCUCAUCUGGAACAGUCAAUAACCAUACCAUGAAGGAUUCAGAAGCUGAUACAAAAAAUAUAAUAAAAAGUAGAGAAUUACUUUAUAGGCUUAUGAUAAGUCAAUUAUUUUAUGAUGGUCACCAAACACUAGCAGUGCAAUUAUCAAAUUUAACACAAGCAGAACCUCCUUGCCCUCCUUCAGAUCGAUUAUUGCACCUCAUGCUAAUUGGUAUGGCACAUGAACCAGAUAGAUCUAAAAAAGAAAACAACCAUAUUUCAUCAUUUACAUCAGUUGAAAAUACUUUAGGACCAGGAUUAGAUUUAGAAUUUGAAACAGAAGCACAAACACAAGCUCCCGAACCAGCUCAGUAUGAAACUGCAUAUGUGACUUCUCAUAAAGGAAACUGUAGAGCAGGUGCAUUUUCUGCAGAUGGUCAAUUGAUAGCAACUGGAUCUGUUGAUGCUUCCAUUAAAAUUCUUGACGUUGAUAGAAUGUUGGCUAAAUCAGCACCUGAUGAAGUAACACCAGGUGAUCAAUCUGGUGGGCAUCCUGUAAUUAGAACCUUAUAUGAUCACUUAGAAGAAGUAACAUGUUUAGAAUUUCAUCCAAGAGAACCUAUCUUAGUGUCUGGAAGUAGAGACUUUUCUGUGAAAUUGUUUGAUUUUAGUAAAGCCAGUGUUAAAAAAGCAUUUCGCACAAUAACAGAUUCAGAUCAAAUAAGAUGUUUAUCUUUUCAUCCUACUGGUGAUUAUUUAAUAGUGGGAACAAAUCACUCAGUUGUGAGACUUUAUGAUGUAAAUACGGCACAAUGUUUUGUAUGCAGUCUUCCAAAUCAUCAACACACUAGCGGUAUUACUAGUAUAAAAUACUCACCUGAUGCAAAAACUUAUGCAUCCGCUAGUAAAGACGGAAGUAUUAAAUUAUGGGAUGGAGUUUCUAAUAGAUGUAUAAAUACAUUUGUUAAAGCACAUGAUGGUUAUCAAGUUUGUUCCGUUACUUUCACAAGAAAUGGAAAAUAUUUACUUUCAUCAGGAAAAGAUUCAUUGAUUAAACUUUGGGAAUUAUCAACAAGUAGAUGUUUAAUUGCUUAUACCGGAGCUGGAACAACAGGUAAACAAGAACAUAAAACUCAAGCUAUAUUUAACCAUACAGAAGAUUAUGUAAUGUUUCCUGAUGAAGCAACUACAUCAUUAUGUGCAUGGAAUUCUAGAAAUGCAUCAAGAAAACAACUAUUAUCGUUAGGUCAUAAUGGUCCAGUAAGAAUGAUUGUGCAUUCUCCAGUUGCACCAGCAUUUUUAACCUGCAGUGAUGAUUUCAGAGCAAGAUUCUGGUUUAGACGUAUGCCAACACAUUAAGAAUGAAGAUUACUGAGUAAUUGUAAUAUAUAUUUGAUUAUUAUAAAUCUAUCAAAAAAGUAGCUUCGUAAUUAACCUUUUGAAUAAUAUAAACUUUUAAAAAUUUUAAUAAAAUAAAAUGUAAUGACACUAAUGUUUAAUUAAAUUGUAAUCUUUUUAGUAUAUGUGCCUUCAAAGUAUAAAUCGAUAGUUAAUAAAAAU
Messenger RNA from Ceratosolen solmsi marchali, 1686 nucleotides. RefSeq names its product cleavage stimulation factor subunit 1 Cst50 (gene CstF50). Bases 178 to 1485 code for a protein of 435 amino acids. Gene Ontology annotation, biological process: mRNA 3'-end processing. Gene Ontology annotation, molecular function: RNA binding; protein binding. Gene Ontology annotation, cellular component: mRNA cleavage stimulating factor complex. The transcript is spliced from 4 exons. The record is from RefSeq and is a predicted model, not a curated record. Lineage: Eukaryota; Metazoa; Arthropoda; Insecta; Hymenoptera; Agaonidae.